Messenger RNA from Helianthus annuus (common sunflower), 1734 nucleotides. RefSeq lists its product as uncharacterized. Bases 1 to 1734 code for a protein of 577 amino acids. The transcript has 2 exons. The record is from RefSeq and is a predicted model, not a curated record. Lineage: Eukaryota; Viridiplantae; Streptophyta; Magnoliopsida; Asterales; Asteraceae.
AUGUAUGUUGAAUAUGAAUGGUACCCGAAUAGAUGUUUUAAAUGCUGUGUCUUUGGCCACUCAGUUGAAACAUGUCCUCAAACUCCUAAGAAGCCUGCUAAUGUAAAGAGAGUGGCUCAGAAUGAUAAGGUACAAGUGCAUGAGAAUCGUUAUGCUAAAAAGUAUCCGGUUAUUGAUGAAGAUGGAUAUCAAGGUGUUCCGAGUAGGAAAGUGGCUCGAAAGCAGGGAUUCCAAGUUAAUAAACAAAAAGCUAAAUUUGAAUAUAGACCGGUGAGUGCCAAACCGAAAGGGGAGGUGAAAAAAGAUUCAUCGUCAAGUGGUGUUGAGUCUAAAAACCCGUUUGCUGCUUUGAAUGAUAUUGAAGACGAUGGGGUCGGCGAUUCAGAUAGUGAGGAGGUUGUGGAGGUAUAUAACGAAACGAAUGAUUUUAUGUUACAAAACUCUAAGAAACCAAAUGAUAAACAAGGGGCAAGCACUCCUUCUCCAGUUGGUUCUAAUGAAUCCCAUGUGGAUAUUCACAAUCUGAAUAAGGUUUGUUCUUCUGUGUUUCGUCGCUGGGAGUGGACUUCGAAUGGGAGUAGUUGUCAGAAGGGUACGAGAAUCAUUGCUGGGUGGGAUCCGGGUAUUUUUUAUGUCAUCUUGCUUGCUCAGUCUUCUCAGGUUAUGCACUUCCAAAUCAUCUUUAAGCAAGAUAAAAAACUGUUAUUUUGUUCAGUUGUUUAUGCCGCGAACUAUUAUAUCACUCGAAGGGAGUUAUGGCAACAUUUAUCUAAACAUAAAGUGCUUGUUGGUAACAAUCCAUGGGUUAUCUUAGGCGAUUUUAAUUCAGCUUUGAAUUUGGAUGAUAAGUCUAUGGGUGCUUCGAAUAUCUCGCCUGGUAUGAGAGAAUUCCAAGAGUGUGUCUUGGAUAUAGAAGUGUUUGAUAUAAAUAGUUCGGGAAUGCAUUUCACGUGGAACCAAAAGCCUAAGGAGGGUGUUGGCUUAUUAAAGAAAAUUGAUAGAAUAAUGGGCAAUACCCCUUUUGUAGACAUUUUCCCCAACUCGGUAGCAUUUUUCCAUCCAAAUCGGCUAUCCGAUCAUUGUCCUUGUCUGUUAAAGAUUCCAGCUACAGAGAAGAGGAAGCAUCAAUCGUUCAAGUUUGCUAAUUUUUUAGUUUAUAAGCCGGGAUUUAUUGAGGCGGUCAAGAAGGUAUGGGAUAACAAUGUUGAAGGAGUUCAGCAAUUCCAGUUAGUAAAGAAACUUCGUAUUUUGAAAAGACCUCUUCGUGCCUUAUUAUUCCAACAAGGUAAUUUACAUAAGAAAGUAGAGACUCUGCGUGGGGAGUUGGAUGCGAUACAAAGGGAGAUAGAUAGAAGCCCUUUCAAUCUUAUUCUUCAUGAUCAAGAAUCAAGAAUUACGGCUGAAUUUCAAGAGGCUUGCCUAGAUGAAGAGCGUUUUUUAAAACAAAAAUCUAAAGUCGACUGGCUUCGAGCUGGUGAUUCGAACACGGCCUUCUUUCAUGCUUCGCUGAAAAGCAGAAAUCAUGCGACUCGUAUUGAGGUUAUUAUGAAUUCGGAAGGGGAGAUGUUUGAAGGGGAUAAUGUCUCUAAGGCGUUUGUUACUCAUUAUGAGAAGUUUCAUGGUAGUGAAGAUGACCUAGUGCUUCGUCCCUCUUAUGAUCUUUUUUCGAAUAAGUUGAAUGCUAAUGAUUCUAUUUAUAUGAUCCGUCCGGUGACGUGUGAAGAGGUUAGAUAG